Callorhinus ursinus (northern fur seal) is the source of this 1055-nucleotide messenger RNA. The record is from RefSeq and is a predicted model, not a curated record. NCBI's taxonomy places the organism in Eukaryota, Metazoa, Chordata, Mammalia, Carnivora, Otariidae.
AUGAACUCGUGGGACGCGGGCCUGGCGGGGCUGCUGGUGGGCACGAUGGGCGUCUCGCUGCUGUCCAACGCGCUGGUGCUGCUGUGCCUCCUGCACAGCGCCGACAUCCGCCGCCAGGCGCCGGCGCUCUUCACCCUCAACCUCACGUGCGGCAACCUGCUGUGCACCGUGCUCAACAUGCCGCUCACGCUGGCCGGCGUCGUGGCGCAGCGGCAGCCCGCCGGGGACCGCCUGUGCCGCCUGGCCGCCUUCCUCGACACCUUCCUGGCCACCAACUCCAUGCUCAGCAUGGCCGCGCUCAGCAUCGACCGCUGGGUGGCCGUGGUCUUCCCGCUGAGCUACCGCGCCAAGAUGCGCCUCCGCGACGCCGCGCUCAUGGUGGCCUACACGUGGCUGCACGCGCUCGCCUUCCCCGCCGCCGCGCUCGCCCUGUCCUGGCUCGGCUUCCACCAGCUGUACGCGUCGUGCACGCUGUGCAGCCGGCGGCCGGACGAGCGCCUGCGCUUCGCCGUCUUCACGGGCGCCUUCCACGCGCUCAGCUUCCUGCUGUCCUUCGUCGUGCUCUGCUGCACGUACCUCAAGGUGCUCAAGGUGGCUCGCUUCCACUGCAAGCGCAUCGACGUGAUCACCAUGCAGACGCUCGUGCUGCUCGUCGACAUCCACCCCAGUGUGCGGGAACGCUGCCUGGAGGAGCAGAGAAGGAGGCGGCAGCGCGCCACCAGGAAGAUCAGCACCUUCAUAGGGACCUUCCUCAUAUGCUUCGCGCCCUACGUGAUCACCAGGCUGGUGGAGCUGUCCUCCUCGGUGCCCAUUGGCUCCCACUGGGGGGUGCUGUCCAAGUGCUUGGCCUACAGCAAGGCCGCGUCUGACCCCUUCGUGUACUCCUUACUGCGACACCAGUACCGCAAAAGCUGCAAAGAGAUUCUGAACAGGAUCCUCCACAGGCGCUCCCUCCACUCCUCGGGCCUCACGGGCGACUCCCACAGCCAGAACAUUCUGCCGGUCUCUGAGUGAAGGACGCCGCUCUUGCUGGAGACUGAGGAAUGAGACAGUUG